AUGAGUGGGCGACCCCGCCCACCUGCGGGCGGGCUGGCGCCGUCACGUGGCGCGGCGCUUCCUUUCUCUGUGCGCCUCUCUUUCCUUCCUCGGCCGCCAUCUUGUUCUCGCCGCGUGUUGGCAGCGGGGGCUCCGCCGCACUCAGACGUAGCACUAUGAACCAAGAAAAACUGGCCAAGCUUCAAGCACAGGUCCGAAUAGGAGGAAAGGGAACAGCUCGCAGAAAGAAGAAGGUGGUGCACAGAACAGCUACAGCUGAUGACAAAAAACUUCAGAGUUCCCUCAAAAAACUGGCUGUAAAUAACAUUGCUGGCAUUGAAGAGGUGAACAUGAUAAAAGAUGAUGGAACAGUUAUUCACUUCAACAACCCCAAGGUUCAGGCUUCCCUCUCUGCCAACACUUUUGCAAUUACUGGUCAUGCAGAGGCUAAACCGAUCACAGAAAUGCUUCCAGGCAUCUUAAGCCAGCUUGGUGCUGACAGCUUAACAAGUCUCAGGAAGUUAGCUGAACAAUUCCCAAGACAAGUGUUGGAUAGUAAAGCGCCAAAAUCUGAAGAUAUUGAUGAAGAAGAUGAUGAUGUCCCAGAUCUCGUAGAAAAUUUUGAUGAAGCAUCAAAGAAUGAAGCUAACUAAAACAUUAAUAGUUCUGGAAGCUGGCAUGGACUAGAUUUAAGAAAUCAGCUAUGUGGUUCCAAAGUUUUAAAGAAACAGAGAACAUCAUCUGUUAAUAGUUCAGUAAUAUAAAUAUUUUGUAUUUUUA
Messenger RNA from Zonotrichia leucophrys gambelii, 759 nucleotides. RefSeq names its product basic transcription factor 3 like 4 (gene BTF3L4). The coding region runs from base 156 to 632 and encodes 158 amino acids. The record is from RefSeq and is a predicted model, not a curated record. NCBI's taxonomy places the organism in Eukaryota, Metazoa, Chordata, Aves, Passeriformes, Passerellidae. The transcript has 6 exons.